GACGUACACGGAAGUAAGAUGCGCCUGCUGAGUGAAAACAGAGCUAGAUGCUAACUCGGCUAAUGGGAGUGGAUAUUCCUCCUUGUUUCUGUUUUAUUUAAUAAUCUGUUAGAGACAUCUUCAUCUUUCAUCGCUUUCUGCUUAGCGCUAGAAUUGUUCUGAAGUGUCUAUAGUUAGAGAGAGAGAGAUGUCCGGAAGCUUCUACUUCGUGAUGGUGGGUCACCAUGACAACCCAGUGUUUGAGAUGGAGUUCCUGCCUCCUGGGAAACCGGAAUCAAAGGAUGAUCAUCGCCACUUGAACCAGUUUAUCGCUCACGCUGCUCUCGACCUGGUGGAUGAGAACAUGUGGCUGUCCAACAACAUGUACCUGAAAACAGUGGACAAGUUCAACGAGUGGUUCGUCUCAGCCUUCGUCACCGCCGGUCAUAUGAGGUUCAUCAUGCUUCAUGACGUCAGGCAAGAAGACGGGAUCAAAAACUUCUUUAAUGACGUUUAUGAUUUAUACAUCAAGUUUGUGAUGAACCCUUUCUAUGAAGUGAACACUCCGAUUCGCUCCACAGCCUUUGAGCGUAAAGUGCAGUUUCUGGGCAAGAAGCAUCUUCUGAGCUGAUGAGACGAUUCUCCAAUGUUUAUACAAACGCCUGUAAAAUACAUUUAAUCACUUUUACCUGGGUUAAACGUCACAAGUGUGUGUGUGUUUCCGUGUGUGUGUGUAUGUGUGUAUGUUUAAACCUUCAGCCUGUGAACAGUUGUUUUUCUUGUUUUUUGUUGUGUUCAUGUUCUGACGUCAUCAUGCUGUCCAUCUCUCAGUGUAAUGAUGAUAAUAAAACCUGUCAGCAGGUGGC
This is a messenger RNA of Hemibagrus wyckioides, 845 nucleotides long. RefSeq names its product trafficking protein particle complex subunit 2 (gene trappc2). The record is from RefSeq and is a predicted model, not a curated record. Gene Ontology annotation, cellular component: cytoplasm; TRAPP complex; nucleus. The transcript has 5 exons. NCBI's taxonomy places the organism in Eukaryota, Metazoa, Chordata, Actinopteri, Siluriformes, Bagridae. The coding region runs from base 188 to 610 and encodes 140 amino acids. Gene Ontology annotation, biological process: endoplasmic reticulum to Golgi vesicle-mediated transport.